This is a messenger RNA of Haemonchus placei, 1233 nucleotides long. The record is from the annotation of a GenBank genome assembly. Lineage: Eukaryota; Metazoa; Nematoda; Chromadorea; Rhabditida; Trichostrongylidae.
AUGUCCGAUCCCCAUUGUCUUCAGGAGAUGGACGUUGUGGAGCACGAUGAUCUCGUUGAGGUUAUUUCUCCGGGACCUCGUGCUGUGUCAUCCGGUGAGCAAUCUCUCGAUGGCAGCAUAGAUGAAGAGCGAGGGGCACUUUCGGAUUCAGAUGUCAACCACGUAGCCAGAGCGAAUACCUUAGCAUCACAAGUCAAGGGCCCUUCAUCGGAUGCUCUGGAGGAGUCGUGUCGUAUGGAAGCCGUGGCACGGGAAAGAGGUUCUGAAUGGGAGGACAUAUUGGGAAGUGGUCAACUCAUGAAGCGAGUAGUAAAGGACGGCAGCGGAAGCGACCGCCCCACAGAUGGACAGUGGGUUACUAUCAAGGUCGUAGAUACCUUACACGGAGUUGACUCUCACGAUCGACUUACUUUCAUUCUCGGCUUCAGUAUGGUUAUUGAUGCUUGGGAAUUGACCAUAAAGCUGAUGAAUGUCGAAGAGAUCGCCGAGAUUCGUGCGAAAGCUCGUUUAGCCUAUGGGGAAUGUGGCUUAGAUGACAUAAUUCCGCAGAAUCAAGAUCAGGAGUAUCGGAUUGAACUACUCGAGAUUGGUGCCUCACCGGAUUACCAGAACAUGGGAGAAGAGGAGCUAUCAGAUUUCGUCCUAAUGUUGAAAGAUCGAGGCAACUUUUACUUCAACCGAAGGGAGUAUGAAAAAGCAAUCUUCGUCUAUAAGAGAGCAUCUGGGAUCAUAGAAGGUCCAAAAAAUAGUGAGGCGUUAUCGAAACUGUUCUCCGCCCUCCAUUCCAAUUUGGCCGUUUGUUAUGCUAAGCUGGAAGAUUGGGACGAGGUUCUAAAAUGUACUGAAGAGUCCCUGCGUUUACAUUCCGCAAAUACGAAAGCCUUGUUUCGGCGAGCAGCAGCACUUUCAGCACGUAAUGACACGGAGGAAGCAAUGGACUGCCUCAAAAGGGCACAGGAAAUCGAUCCCCACGACACCGUAAUUUUUACUUCUUGUGUGGUGCAAUGUGAGAUUGAGAGAUUGACGGGCAUUCGUCGACGACGUCGUGCCGAAGAACGAGCGCUGUACCGCAGGAUGCUUGUUGGAGCUGGCGACGUCAAUACAGGAAGUCGUCGUUUUGAUUUUGUUACAUAUCGCCUUAUUGCAAUUGGAGCUUUUUCUUUGGUUACCUUCGCCUUGUUCGUCUUCUUCCUCUUCCAGCUAUGGAGCUUACCUGGCGAGCAAGAGCUCUAA